Talaromyces marneffei is the source of this 762-nucleotide messenger RNA. RefSeq lists its product as uncharacterized. Gene Ontology annotation, molecular function: structural constituent of ribosome; rRNA binding. Gene Ontology annotation, cellular component: ribosome; mitochondrial large ribosomal subunit. The record is from RefSeq and is a predicted model, not a curated record. Gene Ontology annotation, biological process: translation. NCBI's taxonomy places the organism in Eukaryota, Fungi, Ascomycota, Eurotiomycetes, Eurotiales, Trichocomaceae. The transcript has 3 exons. The coding region runs from base 1 to 762 and encodes 253 amino acids.
AUGUCUUGCGCCGCCUCACAACGCUGCCUGGUGCAGCUUCUGCGCGAGCCUAUCCGAUCGAAAUCAGUUCCCGCAUUUCUUGUUCCAGCACUUUCUCAGCCAUUAAGAACACAAUGCUUCUCGACAACGUCCGCGGCCCGGUCUCGUAUCGGUGGUGCCCCCGUGUCAAUUCCACCAGAGGUCAAUUUGAGUCUUAUUGACCUUCCACAGACUAACGUCCGUGGAAAGGCGAAGGAUGCCCCAAAGAUGGCCGUCGAAGUGAAAGGUCCAUUAGGACAAUUGACGUUAAAGAUCCCUCCGUUCGUCAACAUCAACCAUGACCAGACCACCCGAAAAGCCAUGAUAUCUGUUCAAGAUACAGAAGUUCCUCAUCAGCGAGCUAUGUGGGGAACAACACGCGCUCACCUCCAAAACUACAUCCUUGGUGUCUCCGAAGGCCACAUUUGUAUCCUCAGUCUAGUCGGUGUCGGUUACAGGGCAACUAUCGAAUCAACUGCGACCACAGUGACUGCCGAAUUCCCUGGUCAACAAUUCGUGUCGUUGAAGGUCGGAUACUCACAUCCAAUUGAGCUGCCCAUUCCAAAGGGCGUCAAAGCUUCCACGCCUCAGCCUACUCGUAUCUUACUCGAAAGUAUUGACAAGGAAGUUGUCACUCAAUUUGCGGCUGAAAUCAGAGAGUGGAGGAAACCGGAACCAUACAAGGGCAAGGGUAUCUUCGUGAACGGGGAGACCAUCCGCCUCAAGAACAAGAAGAUCAAGUGA